UAGUGAGCUGCGUAAAGCGCUUGCGUCAAUAUUUGUCAAGGCCCGCGACUAGCUAGCGUGCUAGUUAAAAAAAAAAAGCUAGCGUGCUAGUUAAACACUGGGCGGUGAUUAGAGGUUUUCUUCACUAAUAACGUCCUGCUUGUGGUUUUUCUACCGUCUCUCGCCGCCUGUUUCGGGGUCGGUCUGACUCAUUUCUAAGAUGUCCUUUCCACCUCAUUUAAACCGGCCUCUGUUGCCCCCGCCUGGACUCCCCCCUCAGUAUGCUGGAUUUCCCUCAGCAACUCCAAUGAUCCCAGUUCACAUGGGCAUCAUGGCCCCCACCCCGACAGUCAUGGUCCCCUCUGUGUCAGUCGUCAGCAAGCCUCCAGUCCAUAAAAAGGAUGUUGCUGCUUUGAGAGCCAAAGACAAUGACGAGAACAGUGGGCCCACCACGACAGUCUUUGUGGGGAAUAUAUCAGAGAAAGCUUCGGACAUGCUCAUCAGACAACUGCUGGCGAAAUGUGGAAUUGUUCUUAGCUGGAAAAGAGUACAAGGAGCUUCUGGCAAGCUUCAAGCUUUUGGUUUCUGCGAGUACAAAGAGCCCGAGUCCACGCUCAGAGCCCUUCGGCUCCUUCAUGACCUGCAGAUCGGAGACAAAAACCUGCUAGUCAAGGUGGAUGCCAAGACGAAAGCACAGUUGGAUGAGUGGAAGGCCAAAAAGAAGACGGCAAAUGGGACUAAGAAGGCCGAAGACGGAGGAGACGAGGAAGAGGAGGUUCUAGAUGAAGAGACAAAGAAGAAAGAUCAGAUCGUCAAAGGUGCCAUUGAUGGACUGAUGCGAGAAUACGCCGCUGAACUAAACGCGCCUUCGCAGGACGACGAGUCUCAGCGUCGAAAGAGAAAAAAGGAGAAAAAAGAAGAGGAUGACAUAAACACAAUUGACAUGGAGGAGGACAAGAGAGACCUGAUCUCCAGAGAGAUUAGUAAAUUUCGUGACACUCACAAGAAACUAGAGGAAGAGAAAGACAAGCGGGAGAAGGAGCGGCUGGAGUUUGAGCGCGAGCGGAGGGAGCGGGAGAAGGAGCGGGAGCGAGAGAGAGAGCGGCGAGACCGCGAGAGGGAGAAGGAACGAGAGAGGGAGCGCGAGCGGGAAAGAGAGCGAGAGCGCGAGAGAGACCGAGACAAAGACCGCGACCGCCGGACCAGAGAGCGAGAGCGGGAGCGGGACUGGGAGAGAGACAGGAGCCGCGACAGGAGCGCCGACCGCAGCCGGUCGAGGGAGGUGAGUCGAGACAGAGAGAGAGAAAAGAAGCGAGAACAAGAAGACGAAGAGGAAGCGUAUGAACGCAGGAAGCUGGAAAGGAAACUCAGAGACAAAGAAGCGGCGUAUCAGGAGCGUCUAAAAAACUGGGAGCUUAGGGAGAGGAAGAAGGCGCGGGAUUAUGCCAAGGACACGGAGAGAGAAGAUGAGCGCCGGCGUGAAGUGGUGAAAGAAGGCAAACGUUUGAAAGAGUUCCUGGAAGAUUAUGAUGAUGACAGAGAUGAUCCCAAAUACUACAGGGGCAGUGCGCUGCAGAAGCGUCUCAGAGACCGAGAGAAGGAGAUGGAGGCGGACGAGCGUGACAGGAAGAGAGAGAAGGAGGAGCUGGAGGAGAUCAGACAGCGGCUGCUAGACGAGGGACACCCAGACCCAGACGCAGAGCUGCGCAGGAUGGAGGAGGAAGAGGAGGAGCGUCUGAGACGGCCUCCCAUCAUCCAAGAGCCGGAGCCCGAGGAGGAGCGCGAACGCCACCGGAGUUCCCGGGACCACCGGGAUCGCCGCCCGGAACCGGAAAGACCGGAGCCCCGCGCCAGACCGCCGCACUCGGACGACGAGGUGGAGGAGGGCGAGGAAGAGUACGACCACGACGAAGACAACCCCGACGUGAAGCCGCCGAGCUUGAAGCCCAUGAUGCGGCCCAUCACGGCGGCGCCCUCGGUCUCGUCCGCCAGCGGCAACGUGUCCCCCGACACGCCCGGGGAGGAGUCGCCCUGCGGCAUCAUCAUCCCCCACGAAAACUCGCCGCCCGACGCCCUGCCGCAGGACGAGAACCGGCCCAAGAUCGGCCUCAGCCUCAAACUGGCUGCCACAGGAAGCCCGAGUCAGCCCAACGCCGGGAAGAGGAAGAAGCUCCCCGUGGACAGCGUCUUCAACAAGUUCGACGACGAGGAGGCGGACGAGCAGCCCCGCAAGAGGAAGCUGGUGCCGCUGGACUACGACGACGACAAGAGCCUCGGGGUGGACGGCGCCGGGCUGUCCAGCAUAAAGGGAGCGAACACCGAGGAGAAACGCAAGCACAUCAAGAGCCUGAUCGAGAAGAUCCCCACGGCCAAGCCGGAGCUCUUCUCCUACCCGCUGGACUGGACCAUGGUCGACUCGACGUUAAUGGAGAGGCGCGUUCGGCCGUGGAUCAACAAGAAGAUCAUCGAGUACAUCGGCGAGGAAGAGCCGACGUUAGUGGACUUCGUCUGCUCCAAGGUGAUGGCUCACAGUAUGCCGCAGAGCAUCCUGGACGACGUUGCCAUGGUUCUUGAUGAAGAAGCUGAAGUCUUCAUAGUGAAGAUGUGGCGGCUGCUCAUUUAUGAAACUGAAGCCAAGAAGAUAGGACUGGUGAAAUGAAGCGACGUUUUGUUUUUCCCCGUUCCUUCCCCCCUCCUCACUCUCUCAUGUUGUAUUAUAGUGUAGCGACGGUCCGUCAGCCCCGACCUGUAGACUUCUGCUCAUUCCCACGAUCGCACCACUUGUUUCAGGUCUUUUUUUUUUGUUUCUUUUUCUUUCUUCCAGCACCACCCGGCCUCUCCUGUGUCUGCAGGUGCUGACGGUGUCGGUGUGCUUCAGUGUAAAUACAGUACAUAAUUGUUUGGCUGUGAUGGAAAAAUUGAAAACUGAAGUUGCAAAUAGACUCGGUGUCAUUGUGUUGAUGAAUAAGAGACUAUUUUCUGUUUGUGUACGUACAAACACACUGGGGGGGGGGAUAUUGGAGCUUUCCAGUCGACACACACUUUACAGUAUGAUUUUUAGUUCAGUUUUCCAUGGGGUAUUUAUUUAAGGGUCUUGGACGCCACCGCAGCUUCAACCAGACAGACGUUUCCCUCGUCUCCUCACAUUCCUGAUAAACGGGUCAGUGUGUUCGUCUUUUGUUACCGGUUGAAAUGUGUCUGCUAGGAGAACUCCUCAAAUCGUCCCAGGUGGGGAACUAGUGAAAGCACACAAACACACACACACACGGGAAAACCACUACCAGAAAACGGGCAAAGAAUAGGACAAAAAGGAUUUCAAGUUGUGAAGAUUCUCUCCAUUUUUUUUUUGUAUUCAGUAAACAUUUGAAUAAAAAUGACUUUUUUCUAA
Messenger RNA from Salarias fasciatus (jewelled blenny), 3367 nucleotides. RefSeq names its product RNA binding motif protein 25b (gene rbm25b). Gene Ontology annotation, biological process: regulation of alternative mRNA splicing, via spliceosome. Lineage: Eukaryota; Metazoa; Chordata; Actinopteri; Blenniiformes; Blenniidae. Gene Ontology annotation, cellular component: spliceosomal complex. The transcript is spliced from 17 exons. Gene Ontology annotation, molecular function: mRNA binding. The coding region runs from base 200 to 2638 and encodes 812 amino acids. The record is from RefSeq and is a predicted model, not a curated record.